Symbiodinium sp. CCMP2592 is the source of this 1242-nucleotide messenger RNA. Lineage: Eukaryota; Dinophyceae; Suessiales; Symbiodiniaceae. The record is from the annotation of a GenBank genome assembly.
AUGGAUAGACCUCGCAUAUACACAUUCGCCAGAUCAGAAUUGUCAAGCGAAAAAAAGUCUUGCCGUUCGAAGAGCUGUGAGAAGUUGGCGCACCUCUUCGCCAGCAGAACCGGUGUUUUGCAGGUAUGCCGCACAAACUUUUCCAUCAAACCGCCUGAGAAAAUAUGGCGCAACGCCGCUCGAAGCAGAAGCGCGAGUGAGGAUACAGCAGCUGCUUUGUUUGAUAACGUCCGAACAAACCCACGCUACGACAGGGAGGCCAUCGCUCGAAUACCAAGGACUCUCCGCAGCCGUCUGCGGCCGCUCCUGGACUCGGGGUGCCUGGUGUUGCAGACGCCUGCGCGAGCGAGAGACGAAGCGGCAAGGAGAGGCCGCCACAACGGGGACAACUUCUUCGUUCUCUUUGAGGCUGUGGUGGCCUCAAGGCUGGCACACUGGCACAAAGGCCUCUACGCUCCGGUUCAAUGGCGUGGCCACGGCAAGAAGAAGCGGCCGUUAGUCGCGUGGCUGGACCUGUGGCCUGGAAGCUCGUUGGCUGUCAGGCCCUACUCCGAAGCCCAGAUGCUUCGGACUGUUCACAUGGUAGUGUCCGCGGAGCGGAGUCUCGCCUCCUUGGAGGAAGAUGCCCGCCGAAUUGUACAAGCCGUCGGUGAGGACGAAGUGGCAAAGGUUUGGCCGAAGGAGCGGCCAGCGGGACCCGCUUGCCUGCAGAAAUGCGGCAAAGGCUGCUUCUGCAUGGCAGCGAAGCACUUCGACGACAUUUUCUACUGCGACUGCACGGGCCGGAAUGCUGAGAAUGAGAAGGUUUAUCGCCAGGAGUUCACCUACGCAGAUCUGAACAAGCAUCCCGACAAGAAGGGCAAAGCCUGCCCUCCGAGGGUGCUCCCGGUCCCUGCGGCGCUCUUUUUGCAGAGCUUCGAGAUGUGUUGCAGGUUCUCUCAGAGCAGACCAAUCUUCGUCCGCUCGGUGCCGCUGUCUUCCAGGGCCAUGCCGUUUGGAGCUCGGACCAGCUCUUGUCAGAGGUGGCUCGGGGAAGCUGGGGCUUGGCCCGUGCUCAAGGCAGCGACUUGUCAGUUCCCGAGGGAGACUCCGAGGAACGCUGGUCCACGCUAUGGCAGCAGCGACAAGUUGUGCCGAGAACUUCCGACGUUGAGUCUCCAUCUCAACCUCAGCCUCACUCGCAGUCGCAGCAGCUCCGUCGUCGGGAGUCUUUGCCCGGCUGGGUCUGUGGAUGGAUCAUGA